AUGGCCCUUUACGGCACGUCCGAUGCGCUAAUGUGCCGUACGUUCCCGACCACCUUCAGAGGACCAGCACGCGCAUGGUUCAGCCGGCUGCGCCAAUCCUCAAUCGCAUCUUUUGACCAGUUCGCCAAGGAGUUCGAACAAAACUUCCUCACCAGCGCGCGGCCUCGGCCUUCCAUAACCGCCCUGCUGGCACUGUCGCAGCACGAAGAGGAAACGCUCGCACAGUUUGUGACACGCUUCGCCGCGGAGAUCCGCGGGUAUUCAGACACUCACCCCUUUUUGAUCAUGCAGGCGUUCCUGACGGGGCUGAAACCCUCGAGGUUCUUCUGGUCACUAAUUGAGAAGCCGCCCGCCACUGUCCCUGAGAUGCUCCACCGGGCCAACCAAUACGUCGCCGGCGAAGCGUUGGCAGCAGGAAGACGCAAGGUCGGGAAGAAGUCGCGGACCGAGCAACCCCGAGCCGCUGCCUCGUCGGUCGACCUCCAACCCCGUCGGAGGCUCGACCAUCCCGAGCAGCGGCUCCCGAGGCCUCCGCCCCUCCCACUCAACACGCCUCGUACCGAGAUCUUCCUCCAGAUCAGGGAGAAAGGUCUUUUGCGGCCCCCCAAUCCCAUGAGAGCUACUUACAAAAAUCGGUCGAAAUACUGCAGGUUCCACCGAGACCAUGGCCAUGACACAGAAGACUGCCACGACCUCCAGAACCAGAUUGAGGAGCUGAUCAGAAGAGGGUACCUCGGCCAUUAUCUCAAGGAACCCCGGGAAGCAACCCCGCGUCCCCGGAUGCCCGUGGAAAGGCAGGUUGACGUCAUCAUCGGGGGACCGGCGGCAGGCGGCAGCAGCUCAAGCGCAAGGAAAUCCUAUGCCAGGAGCUCGGUCGAGAAACGCCCCCGACCCGAGCUAGAACCCGAAAUCUCUUUUAGGGCCGAGGAGGGGGAAAGGUCCCAUCAUGACGACGCUCUGGUGAUAUCUAUCCAGAUCGCUAACGCUCGGGUAAAGCGAGUAAUGGUCGACACUGGGAGCUCCGCCGACGUUCUGUACCUCGACGCCUUCAAAAGGCUCGGCUUGCCCAACGAGGACCUCAUUCCCAUGAGCUCGGCACUCACGGGAUUCACCGGAGACUCAAUCUCCCUGCUCGGCACCACCACACUCCCUGUCACCAUUGGGGAGGAACCAAGGACCAAGACAAUAAUGACUACGUUCAUGGUGGUCAACCUACCCUCGGCCUACAGCGUCAUCCUCGGACGCCCAACGCUCAACAAGCUAAAAGCAGUGGUCUCAACCUACCACCGAGCCAUUAAGUUUCCCACCUCGGCGGGGGUCGGAGAGUCACGAAGCGACCCAGGCGAGUCGAGAAGGUGCUACCUCACCGCGGUCUCCCUCCCGAAGAGAGCAUGCCCCCAUGUCCCAGACCCUCGAGAAGAGGCUGCCACAUCAAGGCACCUUGAACCACCCGAGCAGCUUACCGAGGUACCAAUAAAGGGAGACUGGCCCGGUCAGACUGUGAAAAUCGACGCAGCCCAGCCCGAAGAAAACAGCUCCAGCUCGUCGAGUUCCUGA
This is a messenger RNA of Musa acuminata AAA Group (dessert banana), 1557 nucleotides long. RefSeq lists its product as uncharacterized. The record is from RefSeq and is a predicted model, not a curated record. The transcript has a single exon. NCBI's taxonomy places the organism in Eukaryota, Viridiplantae, Streptophyta, Magnoliopsida, Zingiberales, Musaceae. The coding region runs from base 1 to 1557 and encodes 518 amino acids.